AUGCCUAAUGGAUUGGAAGAAGUGGUUCUUAGGACCCUGAAACAUUCUCUUCAGCCCAUGGUAGAGGACAUCUCUGUGAGCUGGGAUUUGCCUCCUGGUCUAUCUGCUAAAAUGCUUUCCCCAGAACCAACUGUCAUCUUUAAGGGUCAGAGGUUAAUUGUCUAUGCCCAGUUGAUGGGGGUGAUGCCACCAGAAGAGACAACAGGAAAAGUAUGCCUCAAGUAUGCAUUCCAGGGCAAGAGUUUUGAGGAUAAGGUGACAUUUUCUCUACAACCCAAGCCCGAUGCCAACUUCACCAUUCACCACCUUGCUGCCAAGGCCUUUAUUCAGACCAAGGACAUGGGCCUCAUGGAGACUCCAGGAAGUUAUAAAAGUGAAGUAUUGAACAUCAGCCGUGAAUCUGGAGUCAUAAGCUCCUUCACAGCUUUCAUUGCUAUCAACAAGGAGCUCAACAAGCCAGUUCAGGGACCCCUGACUUAUAUGGACAUUCCAAGGCCAGUUCUGUUAAGAAGGCUCCAAGGAAGUGAUGCUGAAGAACAUAGUGUAUUACAUCACUCUUCUCUACUGAGUUCUGAACUGGUGAGAAGUAAGAUAUAUCGGAGAUAAAAUAUCCCCUUUUAUCACACACAUUUGGUGAUGAAGACACUAAUUUAGUCUGCUGCCCCUGAGUAGCUGCGGGAGGACGCUGGCCCACGAGGCUUCUCGCAGCCAG
Lemur catta (Ring-tailed lemur) is the source of this 712-nucleotide messenger RNA. RefSeq names its product von Willebrand factor A domain-containing protein 5A-like. Bases 1 to 606 code for a protein of 201 amino acids. The record is from RefSeq and is a predicted model, not a curated record. The transcript is spliced from 5 exons. NCBI's taxonomy places the organism in Eukaryota, Metazoa, Chordata, Mammalia, Primates, Lemuridae.